Paramacrobiotus metropolitanus is the source of this 1095-nucleotide messenger RNA. RefSeq names its product stAR-related lipid transfer protein 5-like. The transcript has 5 exons. NCBI's taxonomy places the organism in Eukaryota, Metazoa, Tardigrada, Eutardigrada, Parachela, Macrobiotidae. The record is from RefSeq and is a predicted model, not a curated record. Bases 272 to 910 code for a protein of 212 amino acids. Gene Ontology annotation, molecular function: lipid binding.
AUAUUAUUUACCGUGCCGCGGUUCUUCCGGAUGCUUACUUAUUUCGUUAGACAUUUCUUCACUUUGCCAAGGUGAGAGAAACUCACAAGACUUUUUAGUCAGACACAACACGGCGUCCGGAUACGGCCGAUACGCCAACAUUGCUAACAGCACGGUAUAUCCGCAUGGUUUACAAUACCACUGCAAAAGUUAGACCAACAACAAGCCGAUUUUUUCCUGUCAUCAUUCCCGUGUUUUAUUUCAACCCAUCUGUCCCAUCACCACAGCGGCAAUGGAUUUUGUGGCAAAAGCGGCGGAAACUGUUAAGCGCGUUCUGGAACUGGAGAAUCUUGACAAUACUUCAUGGACUAAAGUGAAAGAAACGAAAGACUGCACGGUUUAUUCGCGACCAUCCGAUGAUUUCAAAGGCCAUAACUUGUACAAAGCCGAAGGAAUAAUUCCAGCCGCUGCAGAUAAGGUUUUCGCCUUCGCGUAUCCGGGUGUAGAGCGACCGAGGCGGAAAGAAUGGGAUUCCUCCAUCACCGACAGUAGAGUCAUCGAAAAGCCAACACCGGAUAUCGACAUUAUUCUUUCGCACACGGCACCGGCUUUGAUGGGGAUCAUUAGUGCGCGCGAAUUCGUCGAUCUCAUUAAGGUCACCAGUGAGCCGGACCGGAUAUUCACUGCAGCGGUCAGCAUCGAUCAUCCCAACAUUCCCCAUUCGAAAAACCAUGUUCGCGGCUUCAAUUAUCCACAGUCCAUUUUUUGUUACCGCAUACCGGGGAAGCCUAAUGAAACGCGUUUCGUCCAGUACGUUCAAACGGACUUGCGUGGAAUGCUCCCCUCAUCGGCUGUCGAAUCAGCAAUUCCUUCCGCUAUGGCUAAUACAUAUCCACAAUUAAAAACCGCCAUUGCGAAGGACGCUAACUGAUGAUACUUUUUAUUGCUAGUUUUAUACCUUCUCUUACAAUCCAAAUGGAUCUUGUAAUUGGGAACUUUCUCAGAAAUGUCUGAAUAUCUCCGAAUCGAAGCUACGUGCAGAUUAAUGUUAUACUCAACAGUGCGCUACAUUUGCUACUUAGAGUUUGUGCAAAAAUAAAAACAUUUAUCAAUGAA